UCCUUCGGUGACGAGAAAAGGGGUCCCGGAGCUUGCGCAGAACGGGGCUGGGAGAUUGUGGCGGAGGGGGGGCAGGGAGCGGGAGCUGCCGCCGCCGCCGGAGCUAACCGCGGGGACCGAGAUGCAGCUGCUGCCGCUCACCCCGUGUCUUCUGGCCGCUUCCCUCUUUGCUGCCCCUCCCCACAGGUUCCCCCUCUCCACUUCCUGGGGACCAUCAUGAAUGGUGCCCCUUCCCUGGAGGAUGGGGCCUUCCCCUCUCCUCCCCCCUUGCCACCACCCCCGCCCCCUAGUUGGCGGGAGUUCUGCGAGUCCCAUGCCCGGGCUGCUGCCCUGGAUUUUGCCCGCCGUUUUCGCCUCUACCUGGCUUCCCACCCCCAAUAUGCAGGGCCCGGGGCUGAGGCUGCCUUCUCCCGCCGUUUUGCUGAGCUCUUCCUGCAGCAUUUUGAAGCCGAGGUAGCCCGGGCCUCUGGCUCUCUCUCACCACCCAUCGUGGCUCCUCUGAGUCCUGGUGUGGAGAUCCCAGCACAUGACCUGUCCCUUGAGAGCUGUAGGGUGGGCGGGCCCCUGGCUGUGCUGGGUCCUUCUCGAUCAUCUGAGGACCUGGCCGGCCCCCUCCCUUCUUCAGUCUCUUCCUCUUCUACGACCUCCUCCAAGCCGAAGCUAAAGAAACGCUUCUCCCUCCGCUCAGUGGGUCGCUCUGUCCGCGGUUCAGUCCGUGGUAUCCUACAGUGGCGGGGGACUGUUGACCCUCCCUCCCCAGCCGGGCCCCUAGAGACCUCAUCAGGCCCCCCAGUGUUAGGUGGAAACAGCAAUUCCAACUCCUCUGGUGGAGCUGGGACCAUUGGCAGGGGACUGGCUAGUGAUGGAACAUCCCCGGGGGACAGAUGGACUCACCGUUUCGAGAGGCUGAGACUCAGUCGGGGAGGAGGGACCUUGAAGGAUGGAGCAGGGAUGGUGCAGAGGGAAGAGCUGCUGAGUUUCAUGGGGGCUGAAGAGGCAGCCCCAGACCCAGCUGGAGUGGGCCGGGGAGGAGGGGCAGCUGGGCCUACCUCAGGGGGAGGAGGGCAACCACAGUGGCAGAAGUGUCGCUUACUGCUUCGAAGUGAAGGAGAAGGAGGAGGAGGAAGUCGUCUGGAGUUCUUUGUGCCACCCAAGGCAUCUCGGCCGCGACUCAGCAUUCCCUGCUCUACCAUCACAGAUGUGCGGACAACCACAGCCCUGGAGAUGCCUGACCGGGAGAACACUUUUGUGGUUAAGGUGGAAGGCUCCUCAGAGUAUAUCCUGGAGACCGCUGACGCUCUGCACGUGAAGGCCUGGGUGUCCGACAUCCAAGAAUGCCUGAGCCCGGGACCCUGCCCUGCUACCAGUCCCCACCCCAUGACCCUCCCUCUGGCCCCUGGGACCUCAUUUCUUACAAGGGAGAACACGGACAGCCUGGAGCUGCCCUGCCUGAAUCACUCAGAGAGCCUGCCCAGCCAGGAUCUACUGCUGGGACCCAGUGAGAGCAAUGACCGCCUGUCGCAGGGGGCAUAUGGGGGCCUCUCCGACCGCCCCUCAGCAUCCAUCUCCCCCAGUUCUGCCUCCAUUGCUGCCUCCCAUUUUGACUCAAUGGAACUGCUUCCCCCAGAGUUGCCACCCCGCAUCCCCAUUGAAGAGGGACUCCCAGCAGGGACAGUGCAUCCCCUCUCGGCCCCCUACCCACCCCUGGAUACUCCAGAAACAGCCACAGGGUCAUUCCUGUUCCAGGGGGAGUCAGAGGGAGGUGAGGGGGACCAGCCCCUCUCAGGGUAUCCUUGGUUCCACGGGAUGCUCUCUCGACUCAAGGCCGCCCAGUUAGUACUGGCUGGAGGCACCGACUCUCAUGGUGUUUUCCUGGUACGUCAGAGUGAGACGAGGCGGGGUGAAUACGUCCUCACUUUCAACUUCCAGGGCAAGGCCAAGCACCUGCGUUUGUCACUGAACGAGGAAGGUCAGUGCCGGGUCCAGCACCUGUGGUUCCAGUCCAUUUUUGAUAUGCUCAAGCAUUUCCGGGUGCACCCCAUCCCUCUGGAGUCUGGAGGCCCCAGUGAUGUUGUCCUUGGCAGCUAUGUCGUGUCCUCCCAGCGACAGCAGGGUGAGCAGAGCAGGUCUGCAGGGGAGGAGGUGCCCGUGCACCCAAGAAGUGAGGAGGCCGAGAGCAGGCCGGGAGCCAUGCAGGGGUGUGCGAGGGAGAUCGAUGCUACCCCGAUGCCUCCUCCACCCUCAUGCCCUUCGGAGCGAGUGACUGUGUAACCGAACACCUCCCACGACUCACCCCCGCCCCCUGAACCCCCUUCAUGGACAGACCCCCCACAUCCUGGGGCAGAAGAGGCGUCGGGGGCGACAGAAGUGGCGGCAGCAACAGCCACAGCAGCCAAAGAGAGGCAAGAGAAAGAGAAAGUGGGCAGUGGAGGGAUCCAGGAAGAGCUGGUCCCCGUGGUUGAGCUGGUCCCCAUGGUUGAAUUGGAAGAGGCCAUAGCACCAGGCAUGGAGGUCCAGGGAGGCUCUGGAUCUGGUGGGGUCUCUGGGGCAACACUGAUGGUGCAGCUACAGCAGUUACCACUAGGGGGCGAUGGAGAAGAAGGGGGCCAUCCCAGAGCCAUUAAUAACCAGUACUCCUUUGUGUGAGACACCCUACCCCCACCCUUUCUCCACUUUCUUGCUCCCCAGCCCCCAGUUCCUGAGACUGGGGCUGAACAAGGACAUAGAGGAGCGGUAGGCAUCCCCUCCCCAUAUGCUUCCUUUCCCUUGAUGGCCAAGGGCAUAUAUGUUGGUACAAGAAGAGGUUCAAGAGCCCUGUCAACUCCUCAGUUCAUACACUACAGGUGCCCCAUCCCCUGGGGAGGGGGUUCGGGCUCCAUUACCUCCUCGAGGGGCUCUUAGGUCAGCCCCACCCCUGGGGGCCAUUUCCCCAUUAACUACCCCCCCAGCCCAAGGAAGGGUGAGGGGGAAGGGCUGUCAGUUAAUGUUAAGGUGGUUGUUGUUGUUGUUUUAAACAAAAUGGAGAAGCAUAAAUAAAUAAAAGGGUUUAUCUCAGUU
Phyllostomus discolor (pale spear-nosed bat) is the source of this 3057-nucleotide messenger RNA. It is a transcript of the gene SH2B1, whose product is annotated as SH2B adaptor protein 1. The record is from RefSeq and is a predicted model, not a curated record. Gene Ontology annotation, cellular component: plasma membrane. Gene Ontology annotation, biological process: intracellular signal transduction. Lineage: Eukaryota; Metazoa; Chordata; Mammalia; Chiroptera; Phyllostomidae. The transcript has 10 exons. The coding region runs from base 217 to 2271 and encodes 684 amino acids. Gene Ontology annotation, molecular function: transmembrane receptor protein tyrosine kinase adaptor activity.